AUAUUUAUAGCAGAGGAACUAUAAAUACCUGCAGAAUGUUUGUGGGUAUUUGUACACUUGGGGAGCCAACUUGCUACACUGGUGGAGAACCAAGCAACAGGCGUCAUUUUGUUUGAGAUGACCUCAAAAGCUGAAGAUGACUUUUAUCAGUCAGAAGAUGACCUGGAUGAAGAUGAGGCAACCCAAUAUUUAAUUGAGCAAAGUCUGAUCCAGUACAGAAAACUUAAAGGACUGAAUCCAAGAGAUCUGAAACCCUGUAAAGACCCUGAUGAGAUAUUCAAAGCAAUCAAACAAGGCGAUGAAAGUACACUCAACCAACUGAUUUUACAACCUGAGAGUCUUUCGAGAGUUGAUGAAAGAGGAUGGAUCCCACUACAUGAAGCUGCUGUGCAGGAGAACAAAAAAAUACUGGAAAUGAUUUUUUCAUCAUCACUUCCAGGAGCAGCUCAAUGUCGCACUUUGAAGGGAGAAACUCCUCUGUUUCUUGCUGUGGUCCAUGGAAUCAGGGAGAACGCAACAUUCCUGUUACAAAAUGGCUGCAGUCCAGACAUCCAGAAUGAUGAACAGGAUUCUCCGUUGGUGGCAGCUAUUCUAAACGACCAGUAUGACUUGGCCACACUUUUGCUGCGUUAUAAUGCAAAAGUAGAUCAAACGGGACCGCUGAACAGGACAGCUCUACAUGAAUCUGCCUUUUUAGGCUUGGAGAACUUUGUUUAUCUGCUGUUAGAGUCGGGAGCCAACCCAAAUGUGCUUGAUGUCAAAAAGAAAACGCCACUGGCUCUGGCAGCACAAAAUGGACACUUGAAUGUAGCAGAGAUUCUGAUACAUAAAGGAGCGUGUGUGCAGUCUGAACCGGAAUCAUAUAGUGUUUUGUUUGAUGCAGCUGCAUCAGGGAACCCUGACAUCAUCUCUCUAUUGCUGGACAGUGGAGCAGAUCCCAACUUCCAUCUGCACAGUGGGCAUCUGCCAAUUCACCGCGUGGCGUACUAUGGUCACAGACUAGCGCUGGAGGUCCUUCUCCCUGUGACUGAGCUGCAGGCUGUGAAAGAGAGUGGGAUGAGUCCUCUUCAUUCUGCUGCUGCGGGGGGGCAUGCACAUUGUGUGGAGACUUUACUCAAAGCUGGUUAUGAUCCAAACUUCAUGCUCCACCCAAGACUACGCCGCAGCUACGAUGACGAUCGCAGGUCUGCCCUGUUUUUCGCAGUGUCAAAUAACGAUCUUCAGUGCACCCGCUUGCUGCUGGAGGCUGGAGCGAUGGUAAACCAAGAUCCUAUCAACUGUCUACAGGUGGCUCUUAGACAGGGCAACUAUGAACUUAUCAACCUUUUGCUGAAAUAUGGGGCAAAUGUCAAUUACUAUUCCCGUGUGAACACCACUCACUUCCCUUCAGCACUUCAAUAUGCCUUAAAGGACAAGGUCAUGCUGAGAAUGAUUCUGAACCAUGGUUACGAUGUGAAGCGCUGCUUUGACUGUCCAUAUGGUGACAAUUCACAUGAAUAUGCUCCUUGGACAACGUCAGUCAUCAAAGACAUGGUGUUUUGUGAAGUGAUAACAGCAUCAUGGUUGAAGCAUUUGUGUGCUCAGGUGGUAUGCACCAUGCUUGACUACACUGACCAUGUUUCAUUCUGCUGUAAACUUGAACAAACCCUGAAGGAGCAGAAACAGUGGCAAGACAUCUGCCACAUUCAACGAAAUGCAAGGAGCCUGAAGCACCUGUGCCGGUUGCGGAUACGGGAGCACCUCACUUUUCUGCGCCUGAAAGCCCCAUGUUUUAUCAACUUCCUUCCUCUUCCUCCAAGGCUGAAAGAUUACCUCCGUUACAAAGAGUUUGAUGUUUAUAGCAGAGGAAGCGUGGUUUAAAUAGUCAAACACAAUUAGAAUAUCACAAACAUUAACAAAAGACUAUGUGUGCGGAAAAUUCCUUUUUAUUGAAUGUUUAAAAGAAAGGUUUUUCAAAUAAACAACCCCUGUCAUUAUUA
This is a messenger RNA of Oryzias latipes (Japanese medaka), 1979 nucleotides long. It is a transcript of the gene asb14b, whose product is annotated as ankyrin repeat and SOCS box containing 14b. Gene Ontology annotation, cellular component: cytoplasm. The record is from RefSeq and is a predicted model, not a curated record. Gene Ontology annotation, molecular function: protein binding. Gene Ontology annotation, biological process: intracellular signal transduction. Lineage: Eukaryota; Metazoa; Chordata; Actinopteri; Beloniformes; Adrianichthyidae.